Rhipicephalus sanguineus (brown dog tick) is the source of this 576-nucleotide messenger RNA. Its product is annotated as cuticle protein 65-like. The record is from RefSeq and is a predicted model, not a curated record. NCBI's taxonomy places the organism in Eukaryota, Metazoa, Arthropoda, Arachnida, Ixodida, Ixodidae. The coding region runs from base 1 to 576 and encodes 191 amino acids. The transcript has a single exon.
AUGUGUACCGAAAAGCUCUACUUAGGCAGUUGUAAACGUGGUCCGUAUGCCCACUUCGCGCAGAUCUACGCCUCCUUCCUUGUGGCCCUGGCCACCAGCGCCUCCGCAGGAUUCGUACCUGUAGCCGGCUAUCAAGCCGUGCCCGAGUACACCAAGGUUUACGCUGCACCGACGGCUUACGUCGCGGCCCCCGCCCCAGCUCUGUCCACCACCGUCCACCACACACCGGCCGUGUCCAAAGCCACCCGGGUAACCAGCUACCGCACCACACACCCAGUAGUGCCACAAACCGUCGCCAAGGUGUCUACGUACACGCCUGCUGUCCACACUGUCCACGCAUCAGUGCCGAGCACCGUUUCCGGAGUUGUCCAUGGGGUUCCCGCCUAUGGAUACGGUUACUACCCAACCCGGUACACCUACGGCCAUCCGUACGGCUACCACCCGCUGGGCUAUGGCUACGCCCACGGUCUCAUGCCAUACGGGCUCAACUACGGCUAUGGACUGAACGGUGUCAGCUAUGUGACCCCUGUCAAGAAGUGUACGUAUGAACGUUCUUUUUAUCUUCUGAAAUUCUAA